Styela clava is the source of this 940-nucleotide messenger RNA. RefSeq names its product choline transporter-like protein 2. Gene Ontology annotation, molecular function: transmembrane transporter activity. The record is from RefSeq and is a predicted model, not a curated record. NCBI's taxonomy places the organism in Eukaryota, Metazoa, Chordata, Ascidiacea, Stolidobranchia, Styelidae. Gene Ontology annotation, cellular component: membrane. Gene Ontology annotation, biological process: transmembrane transport.
CUGAAAUACAGUGAAUAUAACAACGGCAUCCUCUUGUUGUGUGGGCAUGUGUUCAAGUCCUAAUGUCGUGCAUCCCGUAGGUGGCGACGAAGAAUAUGAUUCAAAACCGAUACCAUUGCGGAAGCGACAAUGCCGAGACUUGCCAUUUCUUGCCUGCUAUAUAUUAUUCGUUGCUGCAUUUGUUUCAAUAUCCAUGCACUGUUUUCAGAAAUGUUAUCCGUCGUAUGUAUGGGCUGGGACCGACUCAUGGGGGAACGUUUGUGGAGGCGAUCCAAGCUCUUCGCGUGUGGUUGAAGGCGUUAAAGGAUCAGGCGACGUAAAGGCCGAUUCGACGUAUUUGUGGAGAAUGCAAUGCAUCAAUACAACCUUGAGAUUCUGCGUUAAAAAAUGUCCUGAGUGGUUGGAGAACUCGUCUACGUGUUCCAACAUAUUUUGGAAAAAUGGCUACAACUUUAUCAAUGAUACAACAUUGAUAAAUGGAUGUGACGACGCGUGUGCACCAAAACGAUUGAAUGCCAGCAACAGCAUCGUUAUAUUGAACAGAUGUAUAAAGGAGCAACUGGUGGAGGGUGGUUAUGUCGAAAUUGCAGAGUUCCUCACUAUUUUCAGUUACGUCAUUGAUGAUAUAAUAAGCAGUCUGACUGCAAGCGGAUCAAUUUUCGUACUCAUACUUAUCGGUAGCAUAUUUAUGAACAUGCUUCUCGUUCGCUUUCCAAAAUAUGCAUCGCUGUGCUGUUAUGUGACAUCCUUCUUAAUGACAUCACUGGCCUGCUCAUACAUGAUAGCGCAUGUGGUCAAGUUACUUCCCGGCAUGACAGAUUAUGAAAACGCUGUUUACAACAAUAAAAGAUUAUUUACGACAUCGCGAACGAUUCCAUAUUUAUUAACAUCCGUAUUAACUAUUCUUCUGGCAUCGUAUCCACAAACAGGUGAACUGUAA